AUGGCGGAGCAGGACUCCCCCGUCGACGUGGAGAAGCAGAACCAACCCCUCAGCGAAGAACACGAGGGGCAAAAUAGCAAAGAGACAACCUCUUCCACGGUCCGCGGCUCGUCCGCGGCAGAGAAGGCCCUUCUGCGGAAACAAGACAAACGCAUCAUCCCUCUGAGUGCGUCGAUUUACUUUCUCGCCUACCUCGACCGAUCCAACAUCGGCAAUGCCAAGGUCCUCAAUUCGUCCACGGGCAACGACAUGAUGACGGAGACGCACACUACGAAUUACCAGUUCACUAUCGCCUUGAUGAUUUUCCUUAUCGGCUACUUCUUGUUCGAAGUGCCCUCUAACAUCCUUCUCAAGAAGUUCCGGCCAUCUCGAUGGCUGGCUUUCUUGAUGGGUUCUUGGGGUCUAAUUACCAUUGGCAUAGGUGGCGUUCAUAACUACUCGCAGAUCGUGGGGGUCCGUUUCCUGCUGGGUGUUUUUGAGGCCGGACUCUUCCCGGGCUUAGUCUAUUACUUGACAUUCUGGUACAAGACAGAUGAACGUAGUGUGCGAGUCGCCUUCAUCCUCUCCAGUGCUACCCUGGCGGGCGCCUUUGGCGGGGCUAUUGCUUACGGCGUCGGCCACAUCAACGGAGUUCGUGGACUAUCUGGAUGGCGAUGGCUGUUCAUUCUUGAGGGCAUCCCUUCCGUUCUCUCGUCACUAUUCGUAUGGUUUCUCCUCCCGGACUACCCAGAGACCGCGAACUGGCUCUCUGAGAACGAAAAAGAGCUUGCGACGCAACGCCUCCUUAUCGAUGGCUCUAAAGGAUCGGCCUCCGGUCUCACCUGGGCAGAUGCUAAGGAGACCUUGAUGGAUUGGAGGCUAUAUGGACAUUAUGCGAUUUACUUCGCUGUGUCACUUCCUUUCAGCUCAUUGUCCCUCUUCACACCUUCGAUCGUCGCAGGGCUCGGAUACAAAGAUCUCCAUGCCCAAUUGCUAACAGUCCCUCCCUGGGCUAUUGCUUAUGUUAUUUCAAUCCUUAAUUCGUGGUCGGGAGAUCAUUUCAAUGCUCGCGGUCUCCAUUGCGCAGGUGCUGCGACAGUUGGUGCUGCAGGUUUCCUAGCAUCUGCACUCUUACCAGCUACUGCUUAUGCAAGUCGGUACGGUACGCUGAUUGUGGGCACUUCGGGCGCCUUUGCAUGUAUUCCUCCAAUGUUAGGCUGGCUUACCUCAAACAUGUUCAGCACUGCGUCAAUCGGGCUGGCUGUUGCUCUCAACGUAAGCAUAGGCGCCGGAUUGGGCCAGAUCCCAGGUGUCUGGAUUUAUAAAGCCGACGAGGCUGCACGCGGGUAUCCGACAGGCCAUGGCGUCAAUGCUGCCAUGUUGUUCUUUGUGGCAAUCGGUGCUGUGUGUUUGAGAUUGUUCUAUGGGGCUAGAAACAAGCAGAUUGUGAGGUCUGCCCCUGAGGGCACGACACCUAGGUUAUACGCACUCUAA
Xylaria bambusicola is the source of this 1473-nucleotide messenger RNA. Its product is annotated as MFS general substrate transporter. Gene Ontology annotation, cellular component: membrane. The coding region runs from base 1 to 1473 and encodes 490 amino acids. Gene Ontology annotation, molecular function: transmembrane transporter activity. Lineage: Eukaryota; Fungi; Ascomycota; Sordariomycetes; Xylariales; Xylariaceae. The transcript is spliced from 4 exons. Gene Ontology annotation, biological process: transmembrane transport. The record is from RefSeq and is a predicted model, not a curated record.